Messenger RNA from Tachyglossus aculeatus (Australian echidna), 1559 nucleotides. RefSeq names its product solute carrier family 16 member 3 (gene SLC16A3). The coding region runs from base 60 to 1535 and encodes 491 amino acids. The record is from RefSeq and is a predicted model, not a curated record. Gene Ontology annotation, biological process: monocarboxylic acid transport; transmembrane transport. The transcript is spliced from 5 exons. Gene Ontology annotation, molecular function: monocarboxylic acid transmembrane transporter activity. NCBI's taxonomy places the organism in Eukaryota, Metazoa, Chordata, Mammalia, Monotremata, Tachyglossidae. Gene Ontology annotation, cellular component: membrane.
GAGCCGGGAUUAGAUGAAGCUGCCUGAGAAGGCCUCGGUUUCACCCGCCGGAAAAUGGGAUGAGCUUCACGGCUCCCGCCAAGCCGGGGAGCGACGGAGCGGGGCUCGGGAUGGGAGCGGUGGUGCUGGACGACGGCCCCUCCGGGGUCAAGGCCCCCGACGGGGGCUGGGGCUGGGCCAUCCUCUUCGGCUGCUUCAUCAUCACGGGCUUCUCCUACGCCUUUCCCAAGGCCGUCAGCGUCUUCUUCAAGGAGCUGAUCCGUGAGUUCGGCAUCGGCUACAGCGACACGGCCUGGAUCUCCUCCAUCCUGCUGGCCAUGCUCUAUGGGACAGGUCCCCUGUGCAGCGUGUGCGUGAACCGGUUUGGGUGCCGGCCCGUCAUGCUGGUGGGCGGCCUGCUCGCCUCGCUGGGGAUGGUGUCCGCUUCCUUCUGUACCAGCAUCCUCCAGAUCUACCUCACCGCCGGCGUCGUCACUGGUCUGGGCCUGGCGCUCAACUUCCAGCCCUCGCUGAUCAUGCUCAACCGCUACUUCGACAAGAGACGGCCUAUGGCCAACGGGCUCUCGGCGGCCGGCAGCCCCGUGUUCCUCUGCGCCCUGUCCCCGCUGGGGCAGAUCCUGCAGGACCUGUACGGCUGGCGGGGGGGCUUCCUCAUCCUGGGGGGGCUGCUCCUCAACUGCUGCGUCUGCGGGGCCCUCAUGAGGCCCCUGGAGCCCCCCAAGGCGGCCGGGGCCCCGGCGGAGGCGGCCAAGCCCAAGAAGGGCCCCAAGAAGCUCCUGGACUUCAGCGUGUUCAGGGACCGCGGCUUUUUGAUCUACACCGUGGCGGCCUCCAUCAUGGUGCUGGGGCUCUUCGUGCCCCCCGUGUUCGUGGUCAGCUACGCCAAGGACAUGGGGGUGCCGGACACCAAGGCCGCCUUCCUGCUGACCAUCCUGGGCUUCAUCGACAUCUUCGCCCGGCCCCUCUGCGGGUUCGUGGCCGGCCUCAAGUGGGUCCGCCCGCGCUGCGUCUACCUCUUCAGCUUCUCCAUGGUCUUCAACGGCAUCACCGACCUGGUGGGCUCCAUGGCCGCCUCCUACGGCGGCCUGGUGGCCUUCUGCAUCUUCUUCGGCAUCUCCUACGGCAUGGUGGGGGCCCUGCAGUUCGAGGUGCUCAUGGCCAUCGUGGGCACCCAGAAGUUCUCCAGCGCCAUCGGCCUCGUGCUGCUGAUGGAGGCCAUGGCGGUGCUCAUCGGCCCGCCGUCCGGAGGCAAGCUUCUGGACGCGACUCACGUCUACAUGUACGUGUUCAUCCUGGCCGGAGUCGAGGUGGUCACUUCCGCCCUGGUGCUGGCUCUGGGCAACUUCUUCUGCAUCAAGAAGAGGCCGGACAAACCCGAGACCAAGGAGGAGGUGGCGGAGCCGGAGGAGCUGGCCAAGCUGGGGGACAAGUCCCCCGAGGACGUCCGGGUGGGCUCGGUCGAGGUGGAACACUUCUUGAAAGGGGAGCCGGAGAAAAACGGGGAGGCGGUGGCCAACCCCGAGACCUGUGUCUGAGAGGAGGCCCGGGCUGCCGGAACA